GCGUGGUCGACGCUACAGUUCCUCCCGAAGUAGAGAUGUACCAGUGUCGUGUGGCGGCAGCAGUGUCGGCUAUAUAAACCCAUCGAGAGUCUGCUUCCAGUGUACAUUAGCUCACACCUCCACACCGCAGACAUGAACGCUCUCGUGAUCAUUGCUCUGGUGGGCGUCACGUGCGCCGCCGCCCUUCCACUGGAAGCUCCAGUCCCAGUCACGGACACUGAGGAAGUGGUGAAAGCCAGAGCUGAUUUUGAGGCAGCGUACGCAGCUGCAGCCGCCGCCGCCGCUGCUGACAAGCUCCCAGAAGUUAUAGUCCCGGAGGAUACUGCUGAAGUAACAGCAGCAAAGGCCGAGUUCAAGGCCGCAUUCGAUGCCGCAGCAGCUGCUGCUGAAGCCGCUCCGGACAACGAUCUGGACGGUAAAAUCUCCACCUACACCGGCUUCCUCUCCGGCGUUGACGGCAGACUGUCCCCCUUCUACACCAACACCUUACCCUUCGGAGCCUUCGGCGUCCACGCCCCUGUGCUAGCUGGAGCCCCGGUUAUUCCCAGUACUCGGGCGAUAGCAGGAGCCCCGCUAAUUGCCGGAACCCCAUUGAUUGCUGGAAAUGCGCUGGCUGCUGGAGCUCCUCUGGCAUACAGCGGCCUCGGCUUCCCUGGUGCCAUCGGAUUUCCAGGUCCCGUGGGUUUCCAGGGGGCGCCUUUCAUUCAGUUUUCCGACGCUCAAUAAACUGAGCCUUGGUACCUUGGACUGGAUGGUAGAACGACGGUCUCGCUUCAUGCAGGUCGACGUUCCAUCCACCGACCGUCCAAGUAGUUGGGCACCAUUUCUCCCCCACCCCCCGUCCCAUCUCAAAGCCUUAUCCUGAUUUCUUCCAAGGGGUAAAUAGUGGCAAAGCCUUGGCGCUUUCCCCUGAUAGUUCCCUUCCCUUCUUUGGUACCUGCUUUCUGUUCGUGUGAGAAUUUUGUAACCAAAAGUAAUAACUAUUAAUUUUUAAAACCCAAACAUAAAAUAAGUAAUGCAUAAUAUGUCAGAAAUUUCUUCAAUUUCCUUCAUUGUCGCAAAGAAAUUAUUUUUGUUCAACUGUUUUUGUACUAUUGUUCAACAAUUAUUUUUGAUUGUAAUAGAAUUUUGACGAAGCUACAGUCAAAUAAAAUAUUCCAGUUAA
Molecule: messenger RNA, 1165 nt
Organism: Procambarus clarkii (red swamp crayfish)
Lineage: Eukaryota; Metazoa; Arthropoda; Malacostraca; Decapoda; Cambaridae
Source: RefSeq, a predicted model, not a curated record